GAGACUGCUGUUGUAGGCACAUCGAAUUGGGUUGGCGACUACUUUACAAGCACUGCUGGUGUUGGCAUCGCGUUUGUUUCGCCGCUCUUAGUUGAUUCGCUCAAUGAAGUGUUCAUGCGCGAUUGGGCUUCAAAGUAUGCCAGAACAAUACAGGAAUUUUCACUUAGGAAGAGCUCAGAAUGA
Gongylonema pulchrum is the source of this 183-nucleotide messenger RNA. NCBI's taxonomy places the organism in Eukaryota, Metazoa, Nematoda, Chromadorea, Rhabditida, Gongylonematidae. The record is from the annotation of a GenBank genome assembly.